Molecule: messenger RNA, 2665 nt
Organism: Pseudonaja textilis
Lineage: Eukaryota; Metazoa; Chordata; Lepidosauria; Squamata; Elapidae
Source: RefSeq, a predicted model, not a curated record
AUGGUGGAGACCGGUGUGACGUCUUUUGAAAGUCAAACCACGCCAACCAUCAGCAAGGGUUCUUCCACGAAGGCUGAGCUGACUUCAGCAGAAGCGACCGGAACACCCUCUCCAGCAUCUGAGUCUCCCCUGCCCACGUCGCUUUCCAUGCAGACUGUACCCUCUCGGGCUCGGACCUCGCCGCCAUCAACCCCUCCGGAGACCACCGUUGCAUCCGAAAGCACAAGUUCUUCUACUCGGGCAGAAUCCACCACAGCCGAAGGAGGCACUACGUCUUCGCUCCUUUCUGCACGCUCAAGCACUGCAGUGCCAGAAAGUACAUCAUUUGCAGAGUCGGUGGCUUCAAAUGGCACCACGACCACCUCUGUUGGCACCACUGAGGAAACCUCCAUCCAGGGUCCAACCACUCCCUCUCUCGGCCAAUCUUCUGCCACACCGACGGAGACAACCUCGCUGCAAGAGAGCACAACCCCACGGCCGCAUUCCGCCUCUUCCACGACCAAACAGGAGCUGAGCUCUGCUAGUGGAACCACCCGUCCCAGGCCAACUUCUGUCUCUUCUACUCACCACUCUUUGCUUGCCCCUACCGAGGAGACCACCGUUACCUUCCGGGAGAGCAGUACUUCGGCUGAGGUCGAAGGAAUUGCGGCUGAGUUCAGCAGCCCGCCACUCUCUUCGGCAACAGCUCCUACUUCUGCGCAGUUGAGUACCUCGACUCUUGAGGUGAGAGCUUCCACGCCAAAGAGCCCGCCUCCCAUGGUGGAGACCGGUGUGACGUCUUUUGAGAGUCAAACCACGCCAACCAUCAGCAAGGGUUCUUCCACGAAGGCUGAGCUGACUUCAGCAGAAGUGACAGGAACACCCUCUCCAGCAUCUGAGUCUCCCCUGCCCACGUCGCUUUCCAUGCAGACUGUACCCUCUCGGGCUCGGACCUCGCCGCCAUCAACCCCUCCGGAGACCACCGUUGCAUCCCAAAGCACAAGUUCUUCUACUCGGGCAGAAUCCACCACAGCCGAAGGAGGCACCACGUCUUCGCUCCUUUCUGCACGCUCAAGCACUGCAGUGCCAGAAAGCACAUCAUCUGCAGAGUCGGUGGCUUCAAUUGGCACCACGACCACCUCUGUUGGCACCACUGAGGAAACCUCCAUCCAGGGUCCAACCACUCCCUCUCUCGGCCAAUCUUCUGCCACACCGACGGAGACAACUUCGCUGCAAGAGAGCACAACCCCACGGCCGCAUUCCGCCUCUUCCACGACCAAACAGGAGCUGAGCUCUGCUAGAGGAACCACCCUUCCCAGGCCAACUUCUGUCUCUUCUACUCACCACUCUUCGAUUGCCCCUACCGAGGAGACCACCGUUACCUUCCGGGAGAGCAGUACUUCGGCUGAGGUCGAAGGAACUGCGGCUGAGUUCAGCAGCCCGCCACUCUCUUCGGCAACGGUUCCUACUGCUGCGCAGUUGAGUACCUCGACUCUUGAGGUGAGGGCUUCCACGCCAAAGAGCCCGCCUCCCACGGUGGAGGCCGGUGUGACGUCUCUUGAAAGUCAAACCACGCCAACCAUCAGCAAGGGUUCUUCCACGAAGGCUGAGCUGACUUCAGCAGAAGCGACCGGAACACCCUCUCCAGCAUCUGAGUCUCCCCUGCCCACGUCUCUUUCCGUGCAGACUGUACCCUCUUGGGCUCGGACCUCGCCGCCAUCAACCCCUCCGGAGACCAUCGUUGCGUCCCAAAGCACAAGUUCUUCUACUCGGGAAGAAUCCACCACAGCCGAAGGAGGCACCACGUCUUCGCUCCUUUCUGCACGAUCAAGCACUGCAGUGCCAGAAAGCACAUCCUCUGCAGAGUCGGUGGCUUCAAUUGGCACCACGACCGCCGCUGUUGGCACCACUGAAGAAACCUCCGUCCAGCGUCCAACCACUCCCUCCCUCGGCCAAUCUUCUGCCACGCCGACGGAGACAACCUCACUGCAAGAGAGCACAACCCCACGGCCGCAUUCCGCCUCUUCCACGACCAAACAGGAGCUGAGCUCUGCUAGAGGAACCACCCUUCCCAGGCCAACUUCUGUCUCUUCUACUCACCACUCUUCGCUUGCCCCUACCGAGGAGACCACCGUUACCUUCCGGGGGAGCAGUACUUCGGCUGAGGUCGAAGGAACUGCGGCUGAGUUCAGCAGCCCGCCACUCUCUUCGGCAACAGCUGCUACUGCUGCGCAGUUGAGUACCUCGACUCUUGAGGUGAGGGCUUCCACGCCAAAGAGCCCGCCUCCCACGGUGGAGACCGGUGUGACGUCUCUUGAAAGUCAAACCACGCCAACCAUCAGCAAGGGUUCUUCCACGAAGGCUGAGCUGACUUCAGCAGAAGCGACCGGAACACCCUCUCCAGCAUCUGAGUCUCCCCUGCCCACGUCUCUUUCCGUGCAGACUGUACCCUCUCGGGCUCGGACCUCGCCGCCAUCAACCCCUCCGGAGACCACCGUUGCGUCCCAAAGCACAAGUUCUUCUACUCGGGCAGAAUCCACCACAGCCGAAGGAGGCACCACGUCUUCGCUACUUUCUGCACGAUCAAGCACUGCAGUGCCAGAAAGCACAUCCUCUGCAGAGUCGGUGGCUUCAAUUGGCACCAUGACCGCCGCUCUUGGCACCACUGAAGAAACCUCCGUCCAGC